AUGGUCAUUUUGACUUCUGGAUCCUCGAGAUUUGCACCGACUUUGAAUUCUGUCUGGUUCCCCAUGGUCACUUUGACUUCUGGGAUCCUUGAGAUUUGUAUCGACUUUGAAUUCUGUCCGGAGGCUCGCAUCCCGCACCUCCUGCUGUCCAAUAAAGCUCAAGCACAUGCCAUCAAUGUGCAAGACCGAGAGAGGCCCAUUGAGGGCUGGGGAACCUCAGAUUCGGUUGUUGUUUUGCGCUACAUCAUUGACCGCAACAUUGUCAUAAUGACAGAUCUGGUGACGCUGAUCUGUUCUCCCCUUGUCCCCCCAUCAUCUGCAACACAGUGGGAAAUAUUGUGUGCCCGCGGCAGCACCAGCUGGAGUCGAGAUUGCGGAAUAUCAGAAAGGACAAGCACGACAUGGCUAAACUUUGGAAGGAAGGAAGCUGGACACGUCAAGGCUAUCAACUCCGACGCGAUUUCAACUGUGGCUAAGCAGCUGUUGGCAAAUAAGCAUCCCGUUCUACCUUUUUGGCUAUUUGAGCCUACAUGUUCAUUAGAGAUCGCAUCACGCGCCGAUGAAUCUGCUGUGCUUGAUGCAGCGCCUUAUGGGCUUCCCUCUCGCAGGACAUACAAGUAA
Messenger RNA from Suillus paluster, 621 nucleotides. RefSeq lists its product as uncharacterized. The coding region runs from base 1 to 621 and encodes 206 amino acids. The transcript has 6 exons. The record is from RefSeq and is a predicted model, not a curated record. Lineage: Eukaryota; Fungi; Basidiomycota; Agaricomycetes; Boletales; Suillaceae.